GGUAUAAUUUGGUCUGUUUGGUUAGUAUAUAAACCCAGUAUGCUCGUGAAUAAUGAUUCAUAUUACCGAGGCUGUUAUUUGUGUUCUGGACUCAACUGGCUGGGUUAGACAGAUCGCAGGAUCGGUUAGCACCCAGUCGAUAAUUCGCUGCUCUCUAAUUGACGGUCUCAUCACCUCACCCAUCAACUAAUAAUCCACUCGGCCACAGAUAUAACAAUUGGCGACGGGGACAAAAAAAAGUGAAAAAUGACGCUCCCUUCUUACCGAUUGCAGUUGCUAUUUGACCGACAUUUGGAGUUCAUGGUCAAACUACGCACACAGCUUCUGGAUCACCAAUGCUUUGCAUAUGCGUCGGAAGUGGAUGGAUUAAUCACUGAAUUUCACGCAGAGCUGGAAAAUGAUCACAGCCUCCAUGAAUCCUCGACCAGCCACAACUCAAACGAAACAGCAGUCUCUCAAGAGACGCCCGGUUGUCCAGCACUAUCCAUUUCAGAAACGUGCCCGGUAGUGGAUUCAAACACCACUAUCCCUGAAUUAGCAGGUCCGAACAGUGAUGCUCACAGCUCUCAGCAACAUGAUGCCAUGUCAAAUGCUCAUGAAAUUGCUGCAGUACCCGCCCACGAAGAAACGGGAGACAAAUCGAGCAGUAAAGUGGAUACAGUGGUGCCAAAUGAUCCAUUAUCUGCCAAUGAGGUUCCAAAAAAAUUCAAGCAACCUGUUUCACAAGAAUCAAACGCUGGUGACCUCAAAUCAAAUGUCGUCGAUCCUCAUGAUCUCGUCAGUUCUAAUGGAUUCCCUGUUAAUUGUGUCAAACAUGACAAACAUAUCGAAUUAAUAGUAACUUGGCUAUAUGAGGAUCCAACAGUCUUUCGUGGGGGAGGGGGAAUUCGAGAAAUUUAAAAUCCGGAUAUCAACUCCGGAUUUCUCAAAAAGGGGAGGUGUUAUAUCCCCUGGCGAAUUAUGAAUGGUAAAUCUGAGGUAUAUUUAUGGACAAAUGUAAUAUGCCUAUUCCCUAUUGUAUAGUUGUUAAAUAACUGACCUAAUCGUAUUCGUGUUCCUCUUAUCAUAACCCUUAUUUUGACCUUUGAACUAUUAUUAUUGAUUACUUUCCCCCUAUCCACAGCCACAUUGGCCAAUUAUUGUACAAAUAUUAUUUUUCUAUUUUUUGGUAUAAUUUGGUCUGUUUGGUUAGUAUAUAAACCCAGUAUGCUCGUGAAUAAUGAUUCAUAUUACCGAGGCUGUUAUUUGUGUUCUGGACUCAACUGGCUGGGUUAGACAGAUCGCAGGAUCGGUUAGCACCCAGUCGAUAAUUCGCUGCUCUCUAAUUGACGGUCUCAUCACCUCACCCAUCAACUAAUAAUCCACUCGGCCACAGAUAUAACAAUUGGCGACGGGGACAAAAAAAAGUGAAAAAUGACGCUCCCUUCUUACCGAUUGCAGUUGCUAUUUGACCGACAUUUGGAGUUCAUGGUCAAACUACGCACACAGCUUCUGGAUCACCAAUGCUUUGCAUAUGCGUCGGAAGUGGAUGGAUUAAUCACUGAAUUUCACGCAGAGCUGGAAAAUGAUCACAGCC
Molecule: messenger RNA, 1576 nt
Organism: Schistosoma rodhaini
Lineage: Eukaryota; Metazoa; Platyhelminthes; Trematoda; Strigeidida; Schistosomatidae
Source: the annotation of a GenBank genome assembly